This is a messenger RNA of Aureobasidium vineae, 879 nucleotides long. The record is from the annotation of a GenBank genome assembly. Lineage: Eukaryota; Fungi; Ascomycota; Dothideomycetes; Dothideales; Saccotheciaceae.
AUGAACAACAGGGUCCCUCACCACACCACCGAGCAACAGGCUCACCAACAGCAUGAGAUCUCUGCUGAGCCUCGUCGUCUCCUUCCUGCGCCUCUUGCCGUUGAGAAGGAUGUCAUCAUCAUCUGCAAGACCCCUAAUGGCCAGGUCAAUCGCGAGUAUCGCUUCAAGCGCAUGGUCAUCUGCCGCCACUCAGCCCGCAUCGAUGACCUCUGCCUGCGCCGCCCUGGCUCCACUGCCGACAUCAUCUACGUGUAUGUCGAGCAUUCCCCUAACCUCUUCGCCCACUACGAGCGCUGGGUACGCAAGUCUGAGCUUCCCAUCCUCGACGUGACCUUCGUAGACCAGCGCGAUGUCCUCGUGCUUUGGAUCAACAUGUACGAGCUCGCCCGCGAGAUGGAGGAUUGCCGUCUUGUCGCUGCGAUCAACACCCGCAUCAUCGAUGUCGCCAAGCUAGGUUCGUGGAGCUUCUACAAGCGCAGUGUUGUGGACUACCUCAAGAAGGCUCCUGAUGGUAAUGAGCUUCGUCAACUUCUGCUUGACUUGCACGUUGCGAGAUUUGAAAGCGGUCUCUUCAAGCGCUACUUUUGGAUGUUGGGUCCCAGACUGCGCUUUGCUAUCGCGCGUCGCAAGAUGAUGGCUGAGACUCCUACUAUGGAUGGUGUUGAAAAGACUUGCGCUUAUCAUCAGCAUGAUCGUCUUUACCCUUGGGGAGACUGCGGUGGCAAGGUGGUUUUGACGUGGACAGGCAAAGCUAGCAUGACUUUGCACAGAAAGCUGCUUUUAGUUAUUGGGACUGGGGUCAGGCUCCGGGUCCCGAUGGAAUUCGCAUCGUUAAGGCUUCGGGCCAAACAGUCAUUACACAACUGCAUUGUUGCAUAA